AUGGCAUGGGAUCACUUGGAUAUCGAUAAGCCGCAUUUGGCUUACAUGAUCCUGGGAGGCUUCACAGGCCUGUUCAUGUUAUGCUCUUUGUUUGUCAAGGAGAAGCUAUACAUCGGUGAAGCUACCGUAGCCACGCUCUGUGGUAUUAUUUUUGGCCCCCACGCGGCCAAUCUAUUCAACCCUCACGAAUGGGGAAAUAUCGACAAGAUCACACUCGAGUGCUCGCGAAUUGUCCUGGUCGUGCAAUGUUUUGCCGUAGGCGUUGAGUUGCCCAAGGCCUACAUGGAACGGCAUUGGAGGUCUGUUUCAUUGCUGCUGAUCCCCGUUAUGACCUGGGGUUGGCUUAUCACCAGUUUGUUUAUCUGGUGGCUGGUUCCUCCUCUCAACUGGCUUGAGGCACUGGUGUGUUCUGCCUGUGUUACGGCUACCGAUCCUGUCCUAGCAUCGUCUGUUGUUGGUAAGGGAAAGUUCGCUAAGCGUGUCCCCAAGCAUUUGCGUGACUUGUUGUCUGCAGAGUCCGGGUGUAACGAUGGUAUGGCUUUCCCAUUCAUUUAUCUGUCAUUCUACAUCUAUCACUAUCGCCCCAAUGUUGGAGAGGUGUGGCUGAACUGGUUCUGUAUUACCGUUCUGUACGAGUGCAUUUUGGGUGCUAUUUUUGGCUUCACCAUCGGCUACAUUGCUCGCCAUGCGAUUAAAUGGGCUGAGCGCAAGGGAUUGAUCGACCGUGAGAGUUUCCUCGUCUUCUACUUUGUUCUGGCUGUCUUCUGUGCUGGCUCGGGUGCUUUGCUGGGCAUGGACGAUCUGCUGAUUGGAUUCGCCUGUGGUGUUGGUUUCAGUAACGAUGGCUGGUUUACGGAGAAGACAGAGGAAUCUCAUGUCUCUAACGUUAUUGAUCUUCUGCUCAACUUGGCAUACUUCGUCUACUUCGGAUCCAUCGUUCCCUGGGAGGACUUCAACUCCCCCGAGCUUGGCCUUACUCCUUGGCGGCUGGUAGUGAUUGCGAUAUUAGUCCUCUUGUUCCGACGUAUUCCUAUCAUGCUCAUGCUCAAACCGAUAAUACCGGACGUCAAAACCUGGCGAGAAGCUUUGUUCGCGGGACAUUUCGGUCCUAUUGGUGUCGGUGCCAUUUUUGCCGCCAUUCUCGCUCGAGCAGAGCUGGAGCACGACAAUACACAACCAUCACCCGAAAAUGAACUCCCAAUGCCAGGAACUAGCAAUUACUACGUUGUCAGACUCAUUUGGCCCAUUACUACGUUCAUGGUCAUCACGUCCAUUCUGGUACAUGGUUCAUCUAUUGCAGUUUUCACUCUGGGUAAACGCAUCAACACCUUGACUAUCACCCUAUCCUACACACAGGCCAACGAGGAUGGACCUUCAUGGAUGAACCGUCUUCCUCGUGUGCAGUCAAUCGCCAAGGGCUCCAUGUCCUUCCGCAAGACGGAUGACACGGAUGCCUCAUCGGACGAAAAGCUUCCUGAGUAUCCUCCCGGUACCUUACCACCCAUCGGCAUGCCUGGCAACUUUCUCCGCCGGCAACGUGACGAGGAGGGAGAUAGUGAGUCACAAAGCCUCGAGACUUCUCGUCGCAAGCCCUUGCGGAGACGUCGCCGUAAGCGUGCUGCCGGUGGUGGAGGUCCAAUUAGCCAGUCUGCUAUCAUGCCUGCUCCUCGGCGUACCGAGGGUGAGGUUGAGACCGAAGCAGAAAAGAAAGAACUCGAAGAGCGUGAUCAGGUUGAGCGUGGAGCUUCUCCACCUCAUGCCGAGCGGGAUCGCUUCGGCCGUGAGCCAGAGAUAGAGGUUUAUCAGGAGGGACACAACAUGAUCAUCGAGGAUGAAGAGGGCAAUGUUCUCGCGACUGAGGAUACCUCUCACAUGUCUUCGGAAGAGAAGAGCGCUCACAUCGAAGCGCAACGCAAGCGUCUUGAAAAUGAUAAAUCUGGACAAUUUGCAGCGUCUCGGAGUCAACCCCACACGAAGACCGAGGGAGAAGAGCUCAAGCACUCUAUUGAGAAGAAGGCUGGUACGUCAUACGGAAAUGCCCUCAAGAAGUGGACCAACUGGACCGGACGCGGAAAGGAUCAGGCUACGGAACAGGCAGAGAAACCCCCCAAGGCCGAUUCAGCAAAACCCAAACCUCGUUCAGCUCAUGCAUACCAAUUCGGCAAUACCAUUAUUGUCGAGGAUGAGGACGGUGAGGUGAUCAAGAAGUACACCCUUCCUGGAGGCAAGAAGGGCGAGAAGGGUGAUAAGACCCAUAAGGAGCCCACCGUCCCUGGUGAAGCACCUGUCAAACGUGGCCUGACUCGCAUGGGAACCUGGUUCGGCAUGGAGGAAGAAGGCGAAUCCUCCCAGGCUGCCCAAGGAAAGAACAAGGACGACGACUGGGCUGCCGACGACGGCAUUCGAUUCACUUUGGCCCAGGAUCCCGACGUUCCCUCUCAAGGCAUCGGCCACAAGGGCCGACGCAUGAACAAGCAGGAAUUCUUCGAGCAGAUGAAGGGUCUUGACGCCAAGGCCCGCCGUGAUCUGGUGCAGCAAACCGACGCACCAGCCCCAAUUCAAGAAAUGGCCCAGCGCGAAGCCAAGGCUGAGGCCAAGCAAGAGCGCCACCUUUCUGCUGCCGCCGCCGCUGCUGCCACCACCGGUGGCACUAGCGCCAUCCCCGAAGAAGAUACCGAAGCUCUGGAGUCCGAGUCCGUCACCGACAGCGAUGUCAGCGACGACGAGCCUGGCUACCAUCUCGGUUCCCCCAACGUGGCGGCCUCGCUCGCUAAGUUCUCGCGUGGCGGUACCGCCGCCCAAGCCCGCCGGAACAACCUCAGCCCUGCACCACCGCGUAUCCGGGACCGUGCUCGUCGCGAUUCCGACGACGAUGGUACAGACCGUAUCCCGCCCUCUCGUCUUCGUCAAGCUGCUGGUCUGACCGCGCCCCCGCGCCAGCUUGAAGAUGAUACAGGCGAGACCCCGGCCGAGCGUCGUCGCCGUCUAAACGCGUUGGGUGUUGAAGGUGACGAUACUGAGGGGUCGGAGUCGGAUGAUAAUGAUAAUGCUAUUGCCGAGGAAGACUCGGAGGAUGAGAAUGACUCCAGCCAGACUAUGGGCAAGAACGAGAUUGCUGAAACGCAGAAACAAUCUGACCAGUCUUCUCCGUCUGGAUCUGGAUCCGGCUCUCAGUCUGCAGCCCGACACAUUCCGCGGGUUUCCUGGGGAGGCGAGAAGGGACGUGAACUUUAA
This is a messenger RNA of Penicillium vulpinum, 3234 nucleotides long. Its product is annotated as Na+/H+ antiporter Nha1. Gene Ontology annotation, molecular function: sodium:proton antiporter activity. NCBI's taxonomy places the organism in Eukaryota, Fungi, Ascomycota, Eurotiomycetes, Eurotiales, Aspergillaceae. Gene Ontology annotation, biological process: regulation of membrane potential; sodium ion export across plasma membrane; proton export across plasma membrane. Gene Ontology annotation, cellular component: plasma membrane. The record is from RefSeq and is a predicted model, not a curated record. The coding region runs from base 1 to 3234 and encodes 1077 amino acids. The transcript has a single exon.